Cyprinus carpio (common carp) is the source of this 1977-nucleotide messenger RNA. RefSeq lists its product as uncharacterized. Gene Ontology annotation, molecular function: ubiquitin protein ligase activity. The record is from RefSeq and is a predicted model, not a curated record. Lineage: Eukaryota; Metazoa; Chordata; Actinopteri; Cypriniformes; Cyprinidae. Gene Ontology annotation, biological process: protein ubiquitination.
UGAAAGUUUUCAUAUUUAAGUUUUUCAGUUAAUGUUUGUUUUAUUUAGAAUUUUUAGUUUUAGUUAACCAUAUCAAGCCUUGUGUACAUGAAGUUUUGCACAGCACUGUACUGUAUCAAAUUAAAAAGUCAAAUUGUGGAAAAGUCCAAUUUUGCCUAAUGAACAAGUUAAAUAACAGUGCAGUGAGACACAUCUAUGAAAGCAUUCUGUAGCAACAAUAGCUCUUGUGCUGUUCCCUCUCCUAGUAACCAGGCCAUCUCUUGAUAAUAAAUGUCAGUGAAGCAGCUCCCACCCCAGCCAUACAAAACAUGACAUCGGGGGGGGAAGAGACAGAAAGAAAGAGACAGAGGUAAACGUACAAAAACAUACACGUGCAGGGUAUAAACAGACAGAGUUAAAUGGUGACAGAGCUUAGUCAACAGUUUUCCCCCCAAACUUCUCACCUGUGACAAACUGACCCAGCAUGGACCCGGCGCUCACGUUUGAAAGGGCACAGAGCAUUUCACCUUGAAAAAAACAGCAGGACUGGAACGGUUACUUCAGAAGAGCACCACUCUGGAAGUCCCUAUUGAAGAUUUAAAGCCAUAUUCUCUGUGGCUUCUCAGUUUCCUCCAUCAUGUCAGAGACUCGACCAAUGCCUGUACAAACUGAGGUGCCUUCAGAGUCUCCAGAGGUGGAGUGUCCAGUUUGCUAUCAGGAGUACGACCAGAGCUCCAAACUCCCACGCAUGCUAGAAUGCCUUCACGUCUUCUGUACAGAAUGUCUCCGUAAGAUCCAGCUCACUCCUUUGCACCCCCCAGACCCCAACAGCGCCCCCUCAAUCUCCUGCCCCCUGUGCCGCCACUCCACCCCGCUACAGAGUGGCGAUGCAUACUCUCUCCCCUGCAACUCACGGAUUCUUGCCCAGUUGCCUCCCGUAGCCUUCCGUCUGCCUGCGUCGGUGUCUGCCCGGCUGGCCACGGUGACCCAGCGCUUGGUGCUAUCUCUGGGGGAGAGGGAUACCCGAUUCAUAAUCCUGCCCACUGUUAGUCUGAGGGUGGAGCAGAUGGGAGAAGGCACAGAAAUGGUAAACCCACCUAGGGUGCUGCAUCGAGAGAUUGAGGUUCUGAGGAGACACAAGAAGACCCUGAUGUGUGUUCAGGUUCUGGCUGUCAUCUUCUGGAUUAUGUUUGUGCUGACUUGUGUGAUUGGAGUUGUGUUUGGGCCAAACCUCUUUCAUAAUUGAAAGAUUAAGGACAUGGGUGUAUCUUGUUACAUUAAUAUAUUUAUUCUGUCCCUGCAUUUUUCAAAUGACAACAUUUAGAUCAUUAUAAAUAGAUCAUUUUGAUUACAUGUAAAACCUACAGUCGCCCUGAAAUUUAGACACUUAAAAGGUUUCUAGUAGGCCUAUACAAAGUUUAGGUUUUUAAAUUAUACAAUAAUAUAUGGUUCAAAGUAAAGACAAAAAGUAUUGUGAAACCUGGUUGACAAAUGUUAGAGAAACAAGUUCAAUUAUAUGUAAUUAUAUGUAACGACUCCAUAUUGUACAUCCAUUAAAAAUGAACCUUUUACUUACUGUUGAUAUUAAUGCUUAAACCAAAUUCAGAAAACGGUGAGGUUAGUUCUGAAAAUAACUCUACACUAGUGUCAAGGAGAUGAUAUUUGGUUUUAUACUUUAUUGAAUUCAAUACAUUUUAUUUGGUUUAAGUGUCCAAAUGCCGUAUGAGCCCAUUUUUCAUGUUCAUAUUGUAGUGUGUAGUCCAACAAUUAUUCCUGUCCUUAACUGUUAUGUCAAUAUUCUAAAGGAUGGUAUUCUCUUUUCUCUAACUUUUUUGUACAGUAUGUUGUUUUGUAUGCAAGCAUGAAAAAUAUAUAGGCCUGCAGCAUUCUGUGUUUUAGAAAAAAUGCAUUGUUGUUUAAUUUGAAAAAAAAAAAGAAAAAAAAAAGAAUCGUGUAGACUGCCCAGCAUGGGCUUUUUUCAUGAGAAAUUAUGAGCUA